Molecule: messenger RNA, 1788 nt
Organism: Phytophthora infestans T30-4
Lineage: Eukaryota; Oomycota; Peronosporomycetes; Peronosporales; Peronosporaceae
Exons: 3
Coding region: 1-1788 (595 amino acids)
Source: RefSeq, a predicted model, not a curated record
AUGACAGUUGAUGCUGCUCCUCCAGCUAGGUGGGCGUUCCUGUAUCCGUGGUGUCGAUUGUUGCGUGGUAAAUUGCACUUGGAAGGUCGUACAGCUGAGAACUCAGCGCGAUGGGAGUAUCACUGGGUGGCGGUGAGGUUGCCACAUUCGCAUGAAAAGGCUGAUGUCAACGCUCUCCAACGGAUUCGAGAAGCUCUGGAUUUGCUUUCUCGAGUUGCCAUUGUAGACAAUGCAGCAUGGCGAGCGCUGUUGGUGCAACAGUGUCGCGUUCCGAGGGAUGAAGAUGAUCAACCGCUCGAUUGCGACUUGCACCCGCGAUUCCGUUUUGUGUUUAACGAGAAGUUCGUGGAACCUGGUGCUUUGUCGCCAGAUGCAGUAUGUAAACAAUUUCUCAUCGUGGCAAGUGCACAACGCGCAAGUAACGACUAUUUGGAAGCUAGACGAGCUUUGACAGAGCUGGAAGUGACGUUGGGGAAGAAUGUUGGUAAAGUGAAGACAAUCCCGUUUGAGCUACAGUUCGAGCUCCUGACGCUGCCUGAUGAGAUACUGGAGACGCAUUUGCGUGAUCUCAACUCGAUGCUUGGGAUUCUCCAUACAAGUGACGACAGUUCUAGCGGCUUGUUGCCUCUGGAGCUCGAUUCGAUUCGCUUGGACGUGGGAGGAGUGAACAUGUCUUGGUCUUUAUCGCAGAGGUUGACGAAUCUACUGAACUCGGGACUACCUUUCUCACUGUUUGCGUUCUCGUUGAAGAAAACUACAUCUAAGAGCUACAUGCUAGUGCAAGAAAUUAUCGGCCGGUUCUUACGUUCAGUGCUGUGUGUUGUCGGUGCUGAGCAACGUGGCAUUCAUACACUAUCUGUCGGUUGCCAUGACUGCGAUGAAAGGCAAUUUGCGGCUUUGUGUUCUGCACUUGGCUCUACCUCAUUUACAAAGCAUCUCCGACUGUACGGAGUCUUUGGCACGUCCGAUACGGAAGAGAUGAGAAGGUGGAAAUGGCAGUGGCUUACGUAUGCACUUUUCAGGACAACCACAGACUCAACAGUUGAACGAGCGCUUAUCACAGCAGCCCAAUUGACAAGAGAAGACACUUUAGCUAUCGCUGUAGCCAUCCACGCGAACUCUCCUCCAACUGCUGGGUUAAGCAACAUCACCAUCAAGGAAAACAUGAUGAUUUUUCGUGACUGGAGACACAACACUGUUGGCCACUUUCUCGAAGGCACCGACUUUGUGGUAAUUCAUCAUGACCAAGAAAAUGCUGGUGACGGUCACUUACUCACCGUUUUUCUGGAAACAGACUCCUGGCUUCAUAUUAUGAGCGACGAAGGUGAUCAUUUCGACCGAUUAGCAUCAACGGAUACCUCUACUCACGGCUUGAAGGCUCUGACGCUCGCUUUGGGUCUUCACUUCGGUGAUGAUGGCGGUGAAGUACUCACGGACUUUUUAAACCUUAUUGGAGCCCCGUUACAGUCCCUCGCGCUGUACUCCGUUGGAUCGUAUCCGAUCAGUAUGGCUUGCAUCACCCAAGCAUGUCCUCAAUUAACAGACUUGUUUCUCGAGGGUAUCCAACUCAUAAACUCAAGAGAUUUCUGUUUCGAUGUCGAACGAACUAAAGCGAAGCUGAAGUGUUUGGGUCUCGUGAACGUAUUUACGUCCAACGAGCAGAUCACGCGUCUCAUUGAAGCCAUCGCGUCGCCUUCGAGCCAAAUAGCUCAACACCUGUCCGAGCUCGGGUUGUCCGGCUCUGAGACGUCCUUAAUCGCAAACUAUCGUAUCUCAGUCUCGGGAUGA